Aspergillus welwitschiae is the source of this 507-nucleotide messenger RNA. Its product is annotated as DUF3237 domain-containing protein. Lineage: Eukaryota; Fungi; Ascomycota; Eurotiomycetes; Eurotiales; Aspergillaceae. The coding region runs from base 1 to 507 and encodes 168 amino acids. The record is from RefSeq and is a predicted model, not a curated record. The transcript has 3 exons.
AUGGAACCCCUCUCCCCACCCCCAGCCCUAACCCACCUCUUCACGCUCCGCUGCGCCGUCGACCCACCGCUCGAGAUCGGCAAGGGACCGUACGGCCGUCGACGCUGCGUGCCCAUCAAGUCCGGGACCGUGAGGGGGAAGUAUCUCGUGGGGGAGGUUGUUCCGGGAGGAGCGGAUUUCAUGUAUAACCCCCACUACCCAUACUUGCUCGUUGAAGAGAACCAGACGACGCAUGUGAAUACGAACUAUGUGAUUAAGAGUGAGGAUGGGGCGUAUAUCUAUGUUAGGUGGAACGGAAGGCACCCGGUCCGGACCCCCGAAGUCCUCAAGGCAUUGAUGGAAGGCGAUGGUGUUGAUCCGGCGAGUUACUGGUUCCAUUUGCAUAUUAAGCUGGAGACUGGACAUGAGAAGUACCGGUGGAUGACGAAUCGGGUGAUUGUGGGACGGGCGACGAGGGCAAAGGGGGAGGUUGCGUAUGAUGCGUAUUUCUUGGAGAAUUUGGCAUAG